Messenger RNA from Rhododendron vialii, 3247 nucleotides. Its product is annotated as ATPase 8, plasma membrane-type-like. The transcript is spliced from 15 exons. Gene Ontology annotation, molecular function: ATP hydrolysis activity; P-type proton-exporting transporter activity; ATP binding. The record is from RefSeq and is a predicted model, not a curated record. Gene Ontology annotation, biological process: proton export across plasma membrane; regulation of intracellular pH. Gene Ontology annotation, cellular component: plasma membrane. Lineage: Eukaryota; Viridiplantae; Streptophyta; Magnoliopsida; Ericales; Ericaceae. The coding region runs from base 168 to 3026 and encodes 952 amino acids.
UCCAUUUAAAAAGCUCGGCCCUUGAUGUUUAUUGGGGAGGCCUCAGGAGAGAGAGAGAAUUGGAAGAGAUAGAGAGAGAGAGAGGGGAACAGCUGAAAUAAAGGGGAGAGAGAUUGAGGGAGAUAGUGCUCUCUUUCUUUCUUUCUUCCUUGGAUUCUUGAUCCAUCAUGGCCUCAGAUCUCUCUUUGGAAGAGAUAAAAAAUGAGACAGUUGAUCUCGAAAAUAUACCAAUCGAGGAAGUCUUCGAGCAGCUAAAAUGCACGAGGGAAGGUUUGUCCUCAGAAGAAGGAGAAAAGAGGCUCCAUAUCUUUGGCCCCAACAAGCUUGAGGAGAAGAAGGAAAGCAAGUUUCUCAAGUUUUUGGGUUUUAUGUGGAAUCCCCUAUCAUGGGUGAUGGAGUGUGCUGCCAUUAUGGCUAUUGCCCUUGCAAAUGGAGGGGGGAAGCCUCCGGAUUGGCAAGACUUUGUCGGUAUCAUUGUGCUCCUUAUCAUCAACUCAACCAUCAGUUUUAUUGAAGAAAACAAUGCAGGCAAUGCAGCUGCUGCCCUUAUGGCAGGUCUUGCUCCCAAAACCAAGGUGUUGAGAGACGGAAAGUGGAGUGAGCAGGAAGCAGCCAUCUUGGUUCCAGGAGAUGUGAUUAGCGUCAAGCUGGGAGAUAUCAUCCCAGCUGAUGCUCGCCUUCUGGAAGGAGAUCCUUUAAAAAUUGAUCAAUCUGCCCUCACCGGCGAGUCCCUUCCUGUGACAAAGCACCCUGGACAAGAAGUUUUCUCUGGUUCCACCUGCAAGCAAGGUGAGCUUGAGGCUAUCGUCAUUGCCACUGGUGUCCACACCUUCUUUGGCAAGGCUGCUCACCUUGUUGACAGCACCAACCAAGUGGGUCAUUUCCAGCAGGUGUUGACUGCCAUUGGAAACUUCUGCAUCUGCUCCAUUGCCGCGGGAAUGCUGAUUGAGGUGGUAGUGAUGUACCCAAUCCAGCACAGGAAAUACAGAGAAGGAAUUGAUAAUCUGUUGGUGCUUCUCAUUGGAGGAAUCCCAAUUGCCAUGCCAACUGUUUUGUCUGUGACAAUGGCCAUUGGAUCUCACCGGCUGUCACAACAAGGUGCUAUCACCAAGAGAAUGACUGCCAUUGAGGAGAUGGCCGGAAUGGAUGUCCUCUGCAGUGACAAAACCGGAACCCUCACUCUCAACAAGCUCACUGUCGAUAAGAACUUGAUCGAGGUGUUCCCAAAAGACAUGGACAAGGAUAUGGUUCUCUUGCAUGCUGCUAGGGCUUCAAGGGUUGAAAACCAAGAUGCCAUUGAUGCCUGCAUUGUUGGCAUGUUGGGUGACCCCAAAGAGGCUAGAGCCGGAAUCACAGAGGUUCAUUUCCUGCCCUUCAAUCCAGUGGAUAAGCGCACAGCAAACACCUACUUUGACACUGAUGGCAAUUGGCACAGAAGCAGCAAGGGUGCUCCAGAACAAAUCAUUGAACUCUGUGGACUUAAUGGAGCUGUCGCGAAAAAGGUCCAUGAGAUCAUCGACAACUUUGCCGAACGCGGCCUUCGAUCACUUGGUGUCGCCAAACAGACUGUCCCAGAGAAGACCAAGGAAAGCGCCGGUGAGGCAUGGGAGUUUGUGGGUCUGUUGCCACUCUUUGAUCCCCCUAGGCAUGACAGUGCAGAGACAAUCCGUAGGGCCCUUGACCUUGGUGUCAAUGUAAAGAUGAUCACUGGUGACCAACUUGCCAUUGGUAAAGAAACUGGGCGUAGGCUAGGAAUGGGCACCAAUAUGUAUCCAUCAUCUUCACUUCUUGGCCAGUGCAAGGACGAGUCAAUCUCUUCGAUACCCAUUGACGAGCUCAUCGAGAAGGCUGAUGGGUUCGCCGGAGUCUUCCCUGAGCACAAGUACGAGAUUGUGAAGAAGCUGCAAGAGAGGAAGCACAUUUGUGGAAUGACAGGAGAUGGUGUGAACGAUGCCCCAGCACUCAAGAAGGCAGACAUCGGUAUAGCCGUGGCAGAUGCAACCGAUGCAGCCAGGAGCGCUUCUGAUAUUGUUUUGACCGAGCCAGGACUCAGCGUGAUUGUGAGCGCCGUGUUGACAAGCCGGGCCAUCUUCCAAAGAAUGAAGAACUACACCAUCUAUGCAGUUUCAAUCACCAUCCGUAUCGUGAUGGGAUUCAUGUUCAUAGCACUUAUAUGGAAGUUUGAUUUCUCGCCUUUCAUGGUCCUCAUCAUCGCCAUCUUAAACGAUGGAACCAUCAUGACCAUCUCAAAGGAUAGGGUGAAGCCGUCUCCGGUGCCAGAUUCAUGGAAGCUCAAGGAAAUUUUUGCCACCGGUGUUGUCCUUGGAACCUACCUUGCUCUCAUGACUGUCGUCUUUUUCUGGCUUGCAGCUGACACUGACUUCUUUUCAAAUACUUUCGGAGUGAGAUCAAUUAGGGGUCACACCGAUGAGCUCACUGCAGCUCUGUAUCUUCAAGUGAGUAUUGUGAGUCAAGCACUCAUCUUCGUGACCAGGUCGCGAAGUUGGUCCUUUGUUGAACGCCCCGGUCUCUUGCUUGUCAGUGCCUUCAUUGCAGCUCAGUUGGUUGCUACUGUCAUUGCUGUGUAUGCAAGAUGGGAAUUCGCUCGCAUCGAAGGCAUCGGAUGGGGAUGGGCCGGAGUCAUUUGGAUCUUCAGCGUCGUUACCUACUUCCCUCUCGAUGUCCUUAAGUUCAUCAUUCGGUAUGCUUUGAGCGGAAAGGCCUGGGAUAAUAUGAUCCAGAACAAGACUGCUUUCACAACUAAGAAGGAUUACGGUAGAGGUGAGAGGGAAGCACAGUGGGCCCUAGCUCAACGUACACUUCACGGGCUCCAGUGCUCAGAUUCACAAGACCUCUUCAACGAUAAGAGCGGCUAUCGCGAGUUGUCUGAGAUAGCCGAGCAAGCGAAAAGACGUGCUGAAGUUGCCAGGUUAAGGGAGCUCCACACACUCAAGGGCCAUGUUGAAUCAGUGGUGAAGCUGAAGGGAUUGGACAUUGAAACUAUUCAACAGCACUACACAGUUUAAGACCAAGGAUGGGGAUUGAGCAAAGCCGAUAGCUGGAUAGGGGAAAGACUGUAUCAGAAGUGCAAGUAAAUAGCAGAGAGGGAUUUUUCACAUAAGAUUGCUCAAAGAGAGGUUAACAGAUGGAAUGCAAUAAAAUAAAGCUGAUGCUUCUUUAGAUAUGCAUUGUUCUAAUUUUUGCUAUCAUAAUCCUGUGUUUAUCCGAUCAUCUUCUUCCUCUUUUA